CAAUGACCACAGAAGAAGGUUGCCAACCGCCGUUAAAAACCAAGAAGAAGAAGAACGGAAGAGGCGCGCGCUCUGGGUGAAAAUUUGAAUUACGAAAAGUGUACGCUGCCAGUGUCACCACAAUGGCUCAAGGUCACAAAUUUCAAGACUUGAAGGAGAUGGGGGAGGCGUUGGUGGACUACAUCAACAGCAGCCAACCUGACAAACUGAGAGAAGUGAUAGACGAACACCAGACCCUUUUUGAUCAACACAUAGAAACUAAAAAGAUUGUGACGCAGAUUUUAAAAGAUGUGGCUCAGAUUGAAGAGAGUGCAGGCCAGAGGCUGCUGGACAUGGAGGAGCAGAAGAAGCAAAGGGAGAUGGAGCUCCAGAGUCUGGAGGACCAGUUGAGGCAGUGCACAGCCAAGAGCCAGAUCACUGACUCAGAAUUACAGUUCCUGCAGAGAGAGUUGGAGAAUCUGAGAAACACUGAACACGAGCUCGAGACUCUUCAGAACGAAGUGGAUGAAGACACCACUGAGAUCAUCCCUUCAGCAGUAUAUGUCGCUCAGGUGUACUACCUGAUAACCAAGAUCAAGUGGGAAUAUGAUACAGAGCCCCGCACUUUGAAAGGAGUGCAUUACGGUGCAGACUUGGCCACUCCCAUCAACAUCGAUACCUCUAUGCAGUCUCGGAGUGACGUAAGCGACCAGCUGUGGGGCUUCGUCAGUCCUAAAUGGUAGAGGAAGUGUGGUGGUGUCAGAAAUGUUGUGUCUAUGAUUUCUGUCUGUCUGUUUAUUGUUUUCUUUUCUUCUAUACAUUUAUAUUGUUUAAUAAAUUAAAUUUCUCUGA
Messenger RNA from Thunnus maccoyii (southern bluefin tuna), 831 nucleotides. RefSeq names its product SPC24 component of NDC80 kinetochore complex (gene spc24). Lineage: Eukaryota; Metazoa; Chordata; Actinopteri; Scombriformes; Scombridae. The coding region runs from base 123 to 722 and encodes 199 amino acids. The transcript is spliced from 6 exons. The record is from RefSeq and is a predicted model, not a curated record.